UUAAACCACACACACACCCACUUCCCACAUAAACACCGUCUCAAAUCUCAAUCUCAAUCAAUCUUAGAUAUGGCAGAACAAGUACAAGUCUUGGGUUUUUGGGGAAGUCCUUUUAGUCGCAGAGUGGAGCUAGCUCUCAAGCUCAAAGGCGUAGAAUACCAAUACUUUGAAGAAGAUUUGUUUCAUAACAAGAGUGAUUUGCUUCUCAAAUACAACCCUAUUCACAAGAAGGUCCCUGUUCUGCUCCACCACGGUCAACCCAUUGCUGAGUCUCUUGUGAUUCUGGAAUACAUUGAUGAUAUCUGGAAAGAAAAUUAUCCCAUCUUGCCCCAACAUCCCCACCAAAGAGCUCUUGCCAGAUUCUGGGCUAAGUUUAUUGACGACAAGGUCGUGGGUGCAGUAGUGAAGGCUGCUGGAAGCAGAGGAGAAGAUAGAGAGAAGGCUAUAGAAGAGGCAAGGGAAGCAUUAGAAGCACUUGAGAAAGAGAUUGAAAAAAACAAUGAACUGUUUGGAGGAAAUGAUAUUGGGUUUGUAGACAUUGUUGGGACUGUGAUUGCUGGUUGGAUUCCUGCCUUUGAAGAAUGUUUUGGGUUUCAGCUGCUUACAGCUGAUAACUUCCCUAACCUAAUCAAAUGGAGUGAUCAGCUUGUUAACCAUUCCAUUUUCAACCAGAUUCUCCCUCCAAAAUAUGAGAUUGUUGCCUGCAUGAAAGCUAAUUGGAAAAUUUGAAAACUAAGGAGGAUGAUUUAACCAAUUUGGUAUUGAUAUUUCAUUGGAAUGUUUAGAUAAGUUCAAGAAGUUAAUCAAAAUGUCUGUCUGAUGAUGAUGUUGCUGGUGGACAUAUCAUUAAAAUAAAAAGGAUAUUAUAUUUUUAUUAUCAUUCAAGUAAAGUCAUUAGUCAUAUAAUCAAUCGUUUGCUUAAUUCUACUUUUGUGAUUAGAUGGGCAAAUUGAAGACAUGUAUACUCAUAUUUUUCUUUGCUACUCGUUAGACCCUAAAUUUAUGAAAGUUUUGUUGGGACGA
Cucumis sativus (cucumber) is the source of this 1023-nucleotide messenger RNA. RefSeq names its product probable glutathione S-transferase. The transcript has 2 exons. NCBI's taxonomy places the organism in Eukaryota, Viridiplantae, Streptophyta, Magnoliopsida, Cucurbitales, Cucurbitaceae. The annotation marks the transcript as partial. Gene Ontology annotation, cellular component: cytoplasm. Gene Ontology annotation, molecular function: glutathione transferase activity. The record is from RefSeq and is a predicted model, not a curated record. Gene Ontology annotation, biological process: glutathione metabolic process.